AUGUCGCACAUCUUUGGUUGCAAGCAGACGCCGCCCACGCCCCCCACCACCAGUGAUGAGGAAAGCUCAGGCAGCACCAGCGACGCCGAGACGAAGAAGAAGAAGGGGAACCGAGCCAUGGGGAAGAAGAAAUAUCCAAAGGCCAUCAAGUACUACAGCAAAGCCAUUAAGAUCGACCCGGAGAACGCCACGUACCAUUUGAACCGUGCGAUCGCCAAUUCGGCACUGGAGCUCUGGAAGGACGCGGAGCUGGAUGCGGCCAAGGCAGUGGAGCUAGCAGACCAACAGGCACCCGCCAAGAGCCACUACCAGCUGGUGCGCGCUCGCCUGCGGCGCGGCCGCUGCCUGGAAGCCCGGGAGGCACUGAAGCUGGGCCUGCAGCGCUUCUCGGAAGACAAGGCGCUACAGCAGCUGGGAAAGGAGGUCGACCGCGCCGUCGCGCUGUUGGAAGCGAAGAGGAGAAAGGAGGAGGAGGAAGAGGAGGAGCGUUCAGCAGCAAAGUCUGCCGGACCCUGUGGUGCCAAAGCCCUCACAGAUCAGGCCCGCCAGCUGUCCGAGCGGCAGCCCGAGGCGGCGCUUCCUCUCCUGGAGGAGGCCUUGCAGGCGGCCCGGCAAGCGCGGCAGCGGCGGGAGGAGAUCAACGCCCAGUCGUUGAUGGGGAAGGUGCAGUUGAAGCUGAGGCGCUGGGCCGAGGCCGUGGCCAGUUGGGAGGCGGUGGUUCAACUGGAAGGGGAGCAGUUCUCCAUGGAGGUGCUAGAAGAGCGCUUAGCUCUAUCCAAUGCUCAGAACAACUUGGGCAUUGCCCUGAAGAACGCCCAAAGGCUCGGCGAGGCCUCUUCUGCCUUUCAAGAGGCCUAUCGCUUGGCCACCAACGGGGAUGACAAGGUGGCGACCCAUCAGGCAUCACAGAUCCUGCAGAACGCUGCACAGUGCUUGCUGGCGCAGGGCCGGGCGGUGGAAGCGAAAGGCCUUUGCGAGCGAUCUCAGGAGAUUUGUUUGCGCCUCUUCGGCGAGAAGCAUGGCACCUUGGCCCUGGGACACUUGGCCCUGGCACGCUGCUGCCGGGCGGCAGGCGACCUGCGCGCGGCCAUCCAGAGCUAUGCCAAGAGCUUGGAACUCUUCGGAGAGAAGACCACUGAGGACUGCCUGGCGGAGCUGCCAGAGCUCCCGAACGCGCAACGACUGGAGCAGGUCUUGGCCACGGCGCGCCAGGAGCUCGCACAGCUAGUGCACCUGGCAGAACAGGCGAAGGCAUCAGCUGGAUAUGCUGAGGGCUGA
Molecule: messenger RNA, 1278 nt
Organism: Durusdinium trenchii
Lineage: Eukaryota; Dinophyceae; Suessiales; Symbiodiniaceae
Source: the annotation of a GenBank genome assembly